AUGAUCAUCGGUUGCUCUAGAAUUUGUAACCUACUGAAAUCAUCGCUUUAUCAUUAUAGAAUUCAACCAAUCACUGCUUGUAGCCUGUUGUUGUGGAGACGUUCUCAAUCACACUACAAGGCCAGUUUAUCUACUCGUGAUCUUGUGGAAGUGAUUAAUCAGAAAGCUAAAAUUCACAGGUAUAUAAAGCCACAAGAGCCUGAAGAAUCUUUGUAUGUAAAUAGCCUGGAGAGAUGUGAUUCAGAACAGGAAUUGAACGUCAUAUCGGAAAAUGAUCAGUUUGAUUUUGGUGCUCUUAAUGCGGAUAAUUUAGAUCCACAGCCAUAUCAUGAGUCACUUGUUACUCGAUCAAUGUACAACAUAGAAAAAAAGUCAGUUAUUGAUGAACUGUUGAGUAAUGAUGAACCUGAAGAAGAUCCUGCUGAUUGUUUAAGAUUAAGUAAAAUUUACCGUCGUCAUCCUCCUGAACAUUAUUUAAAAUUAAUUAAACGUUAUUGUAGAGCAGGUGAUACAAAUUCAGCGUUAUCAGUAUUUUUCUCUGAAAUGUUGGAGAAGGAUCGUGUUCUACCAUCGAGAGUUCAUGCUCAUAUGGUUCUGGAUGGUUUAGCGAGAGUUGGAGACAGUGAAAAUGCAUUUCGUGUUUAUAAAAAAAUGACUGAAUUGGGUAUUGAUGCAACCCAGGCAACUUACUCACGUUUGUUUCGCGCCUGCGCUGAGGAUAUUGCAACAUGGUUUCGAAGGAAUAGAACUCUUAUUCCACCUGUUGUAAUUCGUACUGAGAACCAUUCAUCGUUAUUACAGCGUAAAAUGCUGGCUCUUCAGAAAGCGUUGGCUCCAGAUAUGUCACCAGAUAAGUUUGGUGGACCUGCACUUCAUAAAGUGUAUCGUUUUUGGCGUCGUUUAACGGAAAAAAAUAUUCCAAUGAAUCAAUUUACAUACAAUGCACUUAUUUUGGCUCUUGCCAAAGCUGGUGAUAUUCAUGGUUGUCUGCGUGCCCUGGAUAUGAUGUUGGCAACAGAAAACAGUGAACGGUUUUCUCAAGGAUCAGUUGAUUGUAAAAAUAAGUGGUUGGUUCCCGAUUCUUUCACUAUAACAUCUGUACUGUCAUCUAUUGAACCAGCUACUAUGAAAAGAAAUCUGGAAUCGUGUCAUCGACGUAUGGGCUCAUCGGAACAAUCAGCGAACUCAAACGAUGUUUUCAAUCGUCUUAGCCCAUUCCAGCUAGCCUUAUCUUUAUGGCAUGAUUUAGUUCCAUUGUCAAAUAAUGAUAUCGCUCCGCAUAAUUUCACUUUACUAGCCAGAAUAAUGGGAUUAAAAAAUGACUGUUUGGAUGCGAAUAAUAAUUGUGAAAUAAUCUUUGUGAACAACAGUCGUUAUAAGUCUUUUGAAGAUAUAUUUAAAUCUUCUGUCGACCCAUCCAAUUCUGUAAAUCUAAUACAUCCUUCCUGUACAUCACGUGAAUUGGCGUCAAUGAUGAUUGCACAAGCUACACAAUCUCCAUUAUUAGAUAGCACGUGUACUACUAAAUUAGACUCGACCAGUAAUGAACCAGUGAUUUACGAAACACCGGAAUCUCCUCAGUUUGAUUGGAAUAAUACAAUGUUAGCGCUUCGUAGCCCGAUAAAUCUUCUUUUGCCUACUGAUAAACCAAUAGUAAUUUGUGGACCAAAAGAACAAGGGCUUUAUCCGUGGCAACGUCUCGCUCUCGUUGGUGGGUUGUACGGUCUCCUGGAUAUUAUUGAAAAUCAUUACAAAUUGAAACUGGAUAUUAGUUUUUUUACUUGCAUCAUCAGAUUGUUGCCACCACCAGUGAAAUCUGAUCAGUGUUACACAAAUGACGCACUUGAUACUUGGGAAACGGAAGUUUUAAAUUUACUUUCAAGGUUUAAACUAACUGUUGAUGCUACAUUAUACAAUGCUUUAAUUCAUCGUAGGACGUCAGCUGGUUUGAAUGCUAAUCAUUUAUUAGCGGAUAUGACCCGUAACGGAUUAAUUCCCAACCAAAUUACUUGGGGUUGCCUAGCUCGAGGUUGUCAAACAAAAGAGUCGGUGAAACAACUUCUACGUGGAUUUGAGGUUGCUGCUACAACCCCACUAUCUUCCAGUGAUUUGGAGGCUAACAGUAUAUCUCGUGAACAAAAUGUCCAGUCACUAAUCAUCAGACCAAGUUUCACAUUCUUCAGUACUAUACUAUCAACAUCUGGAUUUGAUUGGGAUUUGAAAGCGUUUGUUAUUGAAUACAUGAGGCGUCCAGUUCAUGUAGAUGAGUUGUCUGAUAAAAAUUCUACCAUACCAAAACGCAAUGUAUUUGGAAACGAAGUAUCCAAUCAUUUCGAUGGAUUUGUGUUAGAUCGCCGAGUAAUCGCAUCUAUUGAUAUAGAUAUUGGUUUGUUUCGAGAGCUUUUGGUGAAAGGUAUAAUUCCGAUGGAUGGUUCACCUGUUCAAGGAUCAGAAACUGGUGGAUUUCGUGUCUAUCCAAAUGCUGUUCGUUCAUUUUAUAGAUUUUAUAAGAUCUAUAAAUCUUGGCUGCGUGAAAGUCCUGUGGAGAAGCCUCGUUAA
This is a messenger RNA of Schistosoma rodhaini, 2559 nucleotides long. Lineage: Eukaryota; Metazoa; Platyhelminthes; Trematoda; Strigeidida; Schistosomatidae. The record is from the annotation of a GenBank genome assembly.